UCAUUUGCAUUUUGCAUUGCAUUGAUUGUUUUGACGUGCGCGGAAGUAGAUGUCUUGGUUGUUUUACAGUCUUUGAAUUUAAAGAGUCUUUUUCCAGUACUAAUGUAAAAAAACUAUGGCUUUAGGGAUAAUCAGUUAAUAUUGAAGUUAACACAUUUGAGUUAAUAUAAAAAUGGCGUUGAGAGACGUCGCCGAGGAGUACUUUCGUACAUUGAACCCAUUGGCUACAAAAAUACAUGAAGAUAUCACUGAAGCUAAAAAUGCAUAUGAAAACAUUUGGGAUACUCUGUCUUAUAAGGAAAAGGCUGAAAUUAUAAAUGAAUCUAUAAUUAAACCAGAUAUAGCUUUAAAGUAUGCUCUACUUGAUACAUUAGAGUUUGAUUUAGACAAUCCACCUAAUAAUAAUGACGAUCUGAUGUCAUUCUUUGGCAAAGAACAUGCCAUGAAGAUUGUACAAGAUGAAAACGGGUCAUACAGGGAUGAGCAUUCUGCACCGUUCCUGUAUCAGACGAAAAGUCAAUUGAAUUUAUGUAUUUUAAACGAUAGCAGACAACCAAAGGAAACUAAAUGUACCUCACCACCUCCGAUACUCUCCGAAUUAGCAUUAUCCCAUUCAAAAGUAGUGAAUGAGUUGAAGAAUGCACUUAAAUCGCAUGAUGUGUUGAAGAAUACCUUCAAAGAUCCCAAAGAUAGAGAUGUUACCUCACCAACGGGACUGUUUACGAAGUUUAUAGGAAAUUUUAAAUGUAAAGAUGAGGAAAGAGAAUGCUUAAUGACUGGACAGAAUACUCAUAUAGUUGCAUCCUCAGAUAAUUUCUUUAGAACAAAUUUCAAAAGCCCACAAAAUGAUAAGGAUUAUCGUAGCAGUGUUAUUAAGUCAAAUAGUGAUUUGUCAGAGGAGAAUCGUGGUCUGCUGUCAUCUAGUCAAGCGUCUUCUGGCACCGACUUCCAGUCAACUGAGACACUCACGGAAGGCACCAGUCUGCCGAAGACAGGAUACGAUUUUUUGGAUAACUGGUAACUCUUGAAGGUACAUAUCGACGUCAAACAAUGGUUUUCUAGAAUUUCCAAUGAAACUUAGAACCUUAAUUCUGCUAUUACGCUGUAGUUCUCUAAUUACGAAUCUCUAUAUUUUACACCUGUAUAUUGCUAUCCUUUUGAUUCUUGUUGUAAGAGACAGGGACAACAAUAAUGUAUGCAAGUGUCGGGACGAUGUUUUUCUGUUUAAUUAAGAGACAUAUCAGUGCCCCGUCAAGCCAAAGUAUUUUUGGUAGUCGUGUUGCGGAAUUUUAGGGUCUUGUGUUAACAAUUUUAAAACUAUCAGUAUUAUAUUAAUCUAUCUGGUAUAGAAACAAGUUAACCGUGUGUUCCCAUUGAAAACAAUUACACAAAAUAUUACCAUGUGAAUGUCUGAUAUAUUAAGUGUGAACUUAGUAUAAGUAGAGAUAUACUUUCAUAAUAUUGUUUUGUCGUUCUUACUGACCUCUACAAAUGAACUGGCUAUACGAAGUUGUAAUUUGUGCGUAUUUGAUUUUCGCCAUUUUGUCGCUGAUGGUAGCGGCUUGUAGCGACGUUGAUUUGAACUAAUAAUAUAGAUAGAAUUGACAUUUAACAUAAACAGGCGCGUUUAAAUCGGAACAUAUAAAUCAGUCACUUCCAAGCAAUCGCCUAUCCAUUUAUAGAAAUCAGUUUUGUAUCCAGUGUAAUCGUAUGUAUUUGUUUUUAAAUAAUAUAAUUCGAAUUUUAGGGAAAUGAAUUAUAACAAAUUUACUCAAAUAAUUUUACCUUUAUAAGGCUGAAAUCUCUGAGGCAACCUUAGUGACCAAUGGGUCCACUGGCUUUACCUCAUUCAGUGCCCUCCUCUACCUCUCAGUUGGAAAUUUGAGGGGAAGCCUCGGGGCCGACAGUUUGGCUUUUUAUGUUGGCUCGUCAGUACCCACGCAAACGCCUCCUCGGUAUAGCUGUCCGUCUCCGAGAAGGAUAUAUCCGAUAUGGAGAUGGAAGACCUAUGUCUUUCCCUCUCUUUCCCUCACCGCUCUCUUUCCCUCUGCUACGCUUGUUUUUUUUUAAAUUAAAUUUUUAAUUGAUAUUGUUUUAUUAAUAGUUACUAGAUAGUAUUUAAAAUGUAAUUAGAUAUAUUUAUUAAUAUAACGCUUUGAUAACAUACCACUCUAUUAUAUAAAAAUACUUAUAUACUCUUAGUUUAUAAGAUUACAUAAUACAUCAGUAUUGUUAAUAUUAUUGUAAUUUUGAUUCGAAUUCAAAAGAAAUUAUAU
Messenger RNA from Papilio xuthus (Asian swallowtail), 2276 nucleotides. RefSeq lists its product as uncharacterized. The coding region runs from base 173 to 1021 and encodes 282 amino acids. The record is from RefSeq and is a predicted model, not a curated record. The transcript is spliced from 3 exons. Lineage: Eukaryota; Metazoa; Arthropoda; Insecta; Lepidoptera; Papilionidae.